UCACGUGAGAAAGUCCGAGUGCCUUGUCACCCACGUCUGGAGGGCGAAAGGUCUCAAACGUAUUUUAUCAAAUUGCAGAACAGCGCCGUCUCGCAGUUGGUACGUUUGUUAAAGGGAAUGGUACGUGGUGUGUGGCGGUGUUCGGAACUGCGGGUGCAGAUCCGCUUCUCCGCUACGAUGGUCACUUGGACAGUACGGCAUCCAGGCUCGAUCCUUUCGUUGCUAGUAAUCUGUGCUGUGCUGUGUGGACCAGGUGGAGUCAGUGUGGUCAGUGGAGCCGACGAUGGCUCCAGGUUCAAUGAUCACAAAGAGUUGGAGGUCCUGUCGAUCGCCUCUAAAGCAGAAGAGAAUCACGCAAAUUGCUACCUUGUGUCGUCCUGCAAGUCGGAAUGUAGCCGAGAAAGGUGUCGUCCUCUGACGGAAGAACACACUCUUUGCGCCAAAGUGGAUAAAAAUGAGUACUGCCCGAAGUCUAAUGUCGGUUCAGGCUGUAACCAGAUGUGGCUCAAUUACGACAGAUCCUACGUGACGCUUCCUCCAAAUUCAAACUCUGACGCCCUUCAAACAGAGAUGUCCAAAGACAUCUGCCUGCAGCGACCGAUGGACUCCACAUUCAAAACUAUCUCCUUCCCAGAUCAUUACUCGUAUACCUACUACGGGUCCACAAGCGGUGCUUGGAGAUCUUUCCCAGGAAGAGACGCUACAGACCAGAAGUGCGCCAACUUCGAGUGUCGGCGACGUCCCUGGUACUUGGAUGGCAUUUCGGUAGCGAAGCAGGUUAAGAUUCUCAUUGACACCGGAAAUUCCAUGGGCAUCGGCGUAACUGGGGAAUACCAACGGCCUCUCCAGACUACCUACUUACAUGUUGCAAUCGAUAUAACUUCAUCCCUACUUCAGACUCUGUCCCCAGGGGAUUGGGUGGAGGUGUGGUCAUUCAAUACAAGCGGCGCCGUCUCUCUAGGAGCACCAGUGAAUGUGGGACCUUACACUGAUCCUAAUAGCCGUCCUGAGUUGCGGCCCUUGGAUAAUAGCGUGCGAGCUUUGACGCAUUCAGCAGACCCGGCACCAUCCGACCUCGCUACCGCAAUUACCAAGUCAGUAUCCAGUUUUCAAUCCACAGCAACUCAAACCUUGAAGGUGAUAAUCGUCUUCACUGAUGGCCUAUUCUCCGAUUUCAACACCACCACGUUUCCAACCGCACUUAUCGCACAAAAUCGGGUCAAAAUCAUACUAUUCAAGCUCCCCCGGAACUCCGACUCAGAUCCGUUCUUGUUAAAAACCACCUUGCAACCAAUACUGUGCGGUGUGCAAGGAUCAUUUGAGCUCUUGGAAGCACCUGCUACUUUAAAUCCCCUGUACGCCAUCAGAAGUUACUUCUCCUAUUUGGCCAAGAUUCACGAGGAUAUUGUUGAGUCGAAAGCCACUUGGAGUAAUGUGUACAAAAGCGUAUCCCAAGAACUCGACGCCGUUACUGUCACUGCACCAGCGUUUGACAAGCAAGGAAGUUUGAUAGGAGUGGCAGGAAUUGAUGUGUUUCUGAGCGAGAUGGAGAGUCGGACGCGAUCAUUGGUGGUUGCAGAUUUGUCGAAUAGAAGAAGAGGAACCCAACCAGCUCCUGCAAACGUUACCUUCGUGUGCAGCUACCAGAAUCAGUCGUUGGAAGCAGCAGCACCCACCUCCUGCUCGUCUACCCUGCUGCCCGCCGACGGAGUCCUCUGCCAGGCCACAGACACGAGGAACCUGGCCGACCGUGUCUGUUGCGGCCAAUGCUCGACCGUACCUCCACCUCCGUAUGCAUGGUGGAAAAUUCUCCUCAUCUGCGUCGCCAGUUUACUUGGGAUUGUAAUUUCGUCUCUCGCCUUGUAUUGUUAUUGCUGCAGACCUAAUAAUGAAAUCAUGUUUUAGUAGCAGCAGUAGUGAGGAUUUCUAGCCAAUGUCUGUACCAUCGCCAUAUUUUCAUCACCAUUUGAAUGUGAUUUUGCCGAAGUAUUGGUCAACA
Molecule: messenger RNA, 1999 nt
Organism: Physcomitrium patens
Lineage: Eukaryota; Viridiplantae; Streptophyta; Bryopsida; Funariales; Funariaceae
Cellular component (GO): voltage-gated calcium channel complex
Molecular function (GO): voltage-gated calcium channel activity
Source: RefSeq, a predicted model, not a curated record